CACAGACAUCCACAGAUGCCUUACUUGACAAGACUCGUUUUGUUUUUGUUUUGCUUGGUGCUCCUCGUGGAGAGCAGAAAGCCCAGAAGGAAGAGAUGGACAGGGCAGCUGGAAUCACCCAGGCCAAGCCACCUGUAUAAGAACCUCGAUGUGACCAAAGUCCACAAGGGCAAGCCUCGGCCGCUUCUCCGAGUGGAUGACCACGACUUCACAAUGAGGCCGGCUUUUGGAGGCCCUGCCAUCCCAGUGGGUGUGGACGUGCAGGUGGAGAGUCUGGACAGCAUCUCCGAGGUGGACAUGGACUUCACUAUGACCUUGUACCUGCGGCAUUACUGGAAGGACGAAAGGCUGGCCUUCCCCAGUGCCAGCAACAAGAGCAUGACCUUCGACGGCCGGCUGGUGAAGAAGAUUUGGGUCCCUGAUGUCUUCUUUGUUCACUCCAAAAGGUCGUUCAUUCACGACACCACCACUGACAACAUCAUGCUGAGGGUGUUUCCAGACGGCCACGUGCUGUACAGCAUGAGGAUUACGGUCACUGCCAUGUGCAACAUGGAUUUCAGCCACUUCCCCCUGGACUCCCAGACCUGUUCUUUGGAACUGGAGAGCUAUGCAUACACAGAUGAAGAUCUGAUGCUGUAUUGGAAGAAUGGGGACGAGUCCCUGAAAACAGACGAGAAGAUCUCCUUGUCUCAGUUUCUGAUCCAGAAAUUUCAUACGACAUCCAGACUGGCCUUCUACAGCAGCACUGGCUGGUACAACCGUCUGUACAUCAACUUCACCUUGCGGCGCCACAUCUUCUUCUUCUUGCUCCAAACCUAUUUCCCCGCCACCCUGAUGGUCAUGCUGUCCUGGGUGUCUUUCUGGAUCGACCGCAGAGCUGUGCCCGCCAGAGUUUCCCUGGGCAUCACCACGGUGCUGACCAUGUCCACCAUCAUCACGGGCGUGAACGCCUCCAUGCCGCGCGUGUCCUACAUCAAGGCCGUGGACAUCUACCUCUGGGUCAGCUUCGUGUUUGUGUUCCUCUCGGUGCUGGAGUACGCGGCCGUCAACUACCUGACCACGGUGCAGGAGCGGAAGGAGCGGAAGCUACGGGAGAAGUUCCCGUGCAUGUGUGGGAUGCUUCAUUCGAGAACCAUGAUGCUGGAUGGAAGCUACAGUGAGUCCGAGGCCAACAGCCUGGCCAGCUACCCCAGAAGCCACAUUCUGACGGAGGAGGAGAGGCAGGACAAGAUAGUGGUCCACCUGGCCCUGAGCAAUGAAGCCACCUCCUCCAGGAAGCGGGGACUCCUGAAGGGCCAGAUGGGGCUUCGCAUCUUCCAGAACACCCAUGCCAUCGACAAGUACUCCAGGUUGAUCUUCCCUGCCUCCUACAUAUUUUUCAACUUAAUUUAUUGGUCAGUGUUCUCCUAGGGGUUCCAAGGCUGUGCCUAGCAGUGGACACGGACAUCCCUGGGGCCGGCCAGCCACAGACACGUGGACCUGUUGACCACGCUCCCUCGCCAGACACAGCAGCCACUCCUGGGCGCCACGAGGAGCACCCCUCGCUCAGGAGCCCAGCUGCCCUUGCCCCGGACCUUGUGGGUGUGCUCCUUGUCCACGCUGUGUGCUGUGUCACACUUCGUGUGUCUCUGGGACCAUCCUCUUCUGUUCUUGUGUGUGGACUAGUUCACAAGCAGUCUUCUCCCGUGUAAAGCAGAAAGACUCCAAUGCCUCCCGGAUGCUCUUAGAGCCUCAUGAAGCGGAAGAAGGGAAGGGAAAGGAUGGACACGCUAUGGGCGCUCUGGAUAGGAGACAGCAAAUUAGGAAUGACAGUGACAUCUGUGAACCCCUGCGACUGGAUUAAGUGCCUACCUAGGAAGGAGAAAACUCAGAUCCCAGACCAGAGAAGGAUUUGGCCUGCGUGAGUCCAGCAACCCAUACUGCGAGAUGAUUUUGCAGUCGGAGGGGAGUCUGUUCCUGCAUCCAUCCCUUCAACCAUUCAUUAACUCUCGAGUCCCACUCUGCCAGAGACUGUGGAAAUGAGCAGCUGGAGUCCUUUUCCUCGGAGAACGUCUCUAAGCUGUGCUCUCACUUCUGCCCUCCCCCUCUCUCAACCCCAACUUUACUCCUAGGGCUGUCUAGAAAAGCAUUUGAGAUCUCCUGUGAGCCCCCCCCCCCCCCCGAGCCAGCUCCAUACUUCUCUCCUGGAACCUCCAGGCGGGGCGUGAGAAUUAAUGAGAGCAGAACUUGGUCUUGGGGAAGAAGGGGGUAUGGGUCUGCUGUGGAAAUUCGGUUCAGAUGCCAUCCUACCUCCGUGUGGACUCCUCACUUAUCCCCCAGUGGAGCAAUGUCCAAGCCUCACCCCCUACUCUAACCCAAGGGUCUCACACUCCAAAAUGAUUUCUCCUGUGCUUCUACAAGGUCAUGACCUUCCCCUCCAAUGCAGCAAAGCCCAGAGAUAGGAAAACAUCUCAUUUACUCAGUCCCCUAGCCUUGUGUUAGGAGGUUUCUAGAUAAGUGAAUCUCUGAUUAGUAGACGUUCAUGUGGUAUCAAGGAAGUGAUUUUAAUGAAGGGGCUCUUCCUUUAUAGCACUUGGAGACAGAACGCAGUUCUGGGGGAGCAGGGAGGGAGACCCACCUGGGGUUCAUGGCUCAACAAAGGAUGUUGGUCUGCCUUCUUCCCCAGAGCCCCCACCAGAUUCCUGCUCUAAAUUUUGUUCAAGUAUAGAAAAAUGGUAGCACAAAUAAAGGGAUUCCCUCUGCCUUAAAUGAAGUAAGCUCUGGCCUGUGGAUCCUGCCCCAUGGCUCGUGUCCCUAGGGACAGGGAUGCUUCGUUCCUGAGGGUGAGGGCACACCUGAAUACCAGAGCCUCCAGGAGCUGCAAGUCAGGGCUGGGAGCUGCCUGAUCCUCUCACUCACUCACAUUCCUGGCCUUGCGUCUGGUCCACCCACCUUUCACCCGUCUCCCCCAUUUCCAGGUGUAUUCCUUAUGUGAUCCUGGUCCCAGACACUUGCUUUGUUAGUUCCUUGCCUGUGCUAAGAUCAACACUCAUCUCUGGCCACCAACCCCGUGUGGACUGUGGUUUCCAGCCCACUGGUCUAGGGACUGUGUGAUCAGGGCUGGCACUCAAAGGGCCAACUCCCAGCUGGGCAGGGUGCAGGCACCAGUAUGACACAGGUUACCUUGGUAGAUUGCAAGUUUAGAAGGUUCCCAAGGGCAUCCUUAAAUUUAAUAAUUGUCUAGAAAGACUUGCAGAAGUCAGAACAGCCAAUAUGAUCAUGGUUACAGUUUAAAAACAAAAGCUAGGGGCCAGCACUGUGGCAUAGUGGGUAAAGCCACCGCCCGCAGUGCCAGCAUCCCAUAUGGGCGCCAGUUCGAGUCUCCACUGCUUCACUUCCCGUCCAGCUCUCUGCUGUGGCCUGGGAAGGCAGUAGAGGAUGGUGCAGGUCCUUGGGCUCUUGGACCUGCAUGGGAGACUGGGAAGAGACUUAUGGCUCCUGGCUUCAGAUCAGCCCAGCUCCAGCUGUUGUGGCUAACUGGGGAGUGAACCAUUAGAUGGAAGACCUCUCUCUCUCUCUGCUUCUGCUUCUCUGUAAUGCUGCCUUUCAAAUUAAAUAAAUAAAUAAAUCUUUAAAAAAAAAUGCUUACAGAUUAAAGUCAGCAAAGGGAAGAACAUAUAGGACCUGGCCUGGGAGAA
Messenger RNA from Lepus europaeus (European hare), 3677 nucleotides. It is a transcript of the gene GABRR2, whose product is annotated as gamma-aminobutyric acid type A receptor subunit rho2. Gene Ontology annotation, molecular function: neurotransmitter receptor activity; GABA-A receptor activity; extracellular ligand-gated monoatomic ion channel activity. The record is from RefSeq and is a predicted model, not a curated record. Gene Ontology annotation, cellular component: membrane; GABA-A receptor complex; neuron projection. The transcript has 9 exons. Gene Ontology annotation, biological process: signal transduction; chemical synaptic transmission; monoatomic ion transmembrane transport. The coding region runs from base 16 to 1410 and encodes 464 amino acids. Lineage: Eukaryota; Metazoa; Chordata; Mammalia; Lagomorpha; Leporidae.